AUCGUUCAUUCGCAAGUCUCCUGCAGCAGGUGUCCUGUGCUCCGUUGCGAUUCAUUCGGAAGACUUCUGCUCGUCUUUGCUCCGCAGGCAAAUGGCUCGCUGCACCUUCACCCUGGUCCUUCUCCUAUUGGCCGUUUGCUUCCAUUGCGGAAUGGCCCUGGCUUUGCCCGAUGAGGAGCGGUACGUGCGCAAGGAAUACAACCGGGAUCUACUGGACUGGUUCAACAAUAUGGGUCAGUUCACCCCUGGACAGGUGGCCACCCUCUGUCGGUAUCCGUUAAUCCUGGAAAACUCCCUAGCCGGACCCAUGCCCAUCAGGAAACGGAAUUCUGAGCUCAUCAAUUCCCUGCUCAGUCUGCCCAAAAAUAUGAACGAUGCCGGAAAGUAAAGGAUAAUGGAAUUGGAGUAGGAUGACUGAUUUUGUGCGACCCCACCUUUGGACCCUUGGAACCUGGAUACGGAAUGUAUUAUUUUACGUUUUAAUUAUUGUUUGAGAAAGAA
Molecule: messenger RNA, 501 nt
Organism: Drosophila ananassae
Lineage: Eukaryota; Metazoa; Arthropoda; Insecta; Diptera; Drosophilidae
Product: protein PDF
Exons: 1
Coding region: 92-388 (98 amino acids)
Biological process (GO): response to light stimulus
Cellular component (GO): extracellular region
Molecular function (GO): hormone activity
Source: RefSeq, a predicted model, not a curated record